Lasiodiplodia theobromae is the source of this 1509-nucleotide messenger RNA. RefSeq names its product Benzoate 4-monooxygenase cytochrome p450 protein. The transcript is spliced from 7 exons. NCBI's taxonomy places the organism in Eukaryota, Fungi, Ascomycota, Dothideomycetes, Botryosphaeriales, Botryosphaeriaceae. Gene Ontology annotation, molecular function: monooxygenase activity; oxidoreductase activity, acting on paired donors, with incorporation or reduction of molecular oxygen; iron ion binding. The record is from RefSeq and is a predicted model, not a curated record. The coding region runs from base 1 to 1509 and encodes 502 amino acids.
AUGACUCUCCUCAACCCGCAGGCCGCCUUGUAUGCCGCCGCCAUUGCAUUGCUCAGCUAUGCAAUCGGUAUCGCUGUUUACCGCCACUUCUUUCAUCCGCUGGCAAAGAUCCCUGGCCCUUUCCUUCCUGCCGUCACUACUCUCUACCAAUCAUACUACAACGGCCGCUAUUUUCUGAAGAUUGCCGAGCUCCAUGAGAAAUAUGGUCCCGUUGUCCGCAUUACUCCGAAUGAGAUCCACCUCAGUGAUCCGGAUAACUAUGACAAGAUCUACUACAUCGGAACUCGCUUCUGGAAGAGCCCCGUCUUCUAUGGAGCUCUCUGCGUUCCCCACAGCACCUUCGGUACCCCAAGCAACGAUGUCCACAAGCACAAACGCGCCAUGAUCAAUCCCAUGUUCUCCCGCAAAAUGGUGCUACAGCUUGAGAAUGUCGUCCAGGACAAGGCACGAAAGUUGAUCGGCCGUAUGGAAGCCGGCAUCGUUGAAAAGAAGCCCGUCGACCUCCAUCACGCCUUCCGCAGUGUCUCGGUCGACGUAAUCACCGACUAUGCAUUCGACAAGUGCUACAACCUCCUGGACAGUCCUGACUUGGGGGCACAUUUCUUUGCCCUGGUUCGCGGUGUGGGCCCCGCCAUGUGGGUAUUUCAGCAGUUUCCCUCUUUGCAACGUCUUGCACUCAAGACACCACCAUGGCUUGCGCCUUGGCUCAGCGAGCCUCUGGGGCACGUGACAAAGAUGCAGACGAAUUGCGUUGAGCAGGUUGAAGACGUCAAAGCCCGCAUGGCCGCCGGCAAGCUGAACAAUGCUCGCCCAACCAUCUUUUCCGAGCUGCUAAGCCCGGAGAACAACGACGGAUGGCCGAUUCCUACAUCGUGGCAGUUGAAGGAUGAGUGCUACAGCUUCCUCGCUGCGGCUGCCGACACCACCGGAAAUGCUAUGAGCACAGCAUGCUACCAUACUCUAGCCAACAGGGGCAUCUACGCUCGCCUCAAGGAUGAACUGGUCACUGCUUUCCCUGACGCCAGCCAGAAUUUGGACUUUAGCACCCUUGAGAAACUUCCAUACUUGACCGCGGUGAUCAAAGAAGGACUGAGACUCUCCUUUGGUGUUCCCGGUCGUCUUCCGCGCGUCACUCCAAAAGGAGGUGCUACUUUCAACAAUUUCUACGUACCAGAAGGCACAAUUGUUGGAAUGAGUUCAUGGUUCAUGCACCGUAACGAAGAUGCAUUCCCUGAUCCGAUGAAGUUCGACCCGUCGCGCUGGCUUAAUCCAGAGGACGCCCGCCGCCUUGAUCACUACAUGGUGCCCUUUGGCAAAGGAUCGCGUCAGUGUGUCGGCAUGCCUCUGGCUUAUUGUGAGCUGUAUGUGACUCUCGGAACCUUUUUCCGUCGCUUUUCCAAGAUGGAACUACACGUCUUCGAAACCACCCGCGAUGAUCUCGACUUUGAGGAUUUCUUCUCCGGCUACUACAUUGCUGGUAAGAAAUGGUUCAAAGCAGUCGGCCGUUAG